AAAAACCAACCCCAAGCAAAAAAAAAAACUCGCAGUUUCCUCUUUCGGUCCGCUCUAUCCAUACUACAAAAACCUGAAAAGUGAAAACUCCUCACUCUCUCUCUCUCCUCCGCAGACUCACACCAUUAACAACCACCUUGAUUUUCUCUCUCCUCUCCUUCAUCAAUGGCUGACGCCGCCGCCGCAACCACCAAUACAACCACCACCUCCGCCUCCGCCAUCGUCGACGAUGCCAAAGACAUCGAGAAGCUUUACGAGUAUGGCGAGCGUCUUAAUGACGCCAAAGAUAAGUCUCAGAACGUGAAGGAUUAUGAAGGGAUUAUACAGGCGGCCAAAGGUAGUACGAAGGAAAAACAGCUCUCUGCUCAGCUUAUUCCGAGGUUCUUCAAGUACUUCCCUGACCUUUCAACCAGUGCGGUCGACGCUCAUCUUGAUUUGUGCGAAGAGGAAGAUCUCGGGGUUCGUGUUCAAGCUAUCAGGGGUCUUCCCCUUUUCUGCAAGGAUACACCAGAAUAUGUCUCUAAGAUCGUUGACAUUCUCGCUCAAUUGCUAAUGGCUGAGGAGAAUGUGGAACGGGACGCAGUUCAGAAAGCCUUGAUGUCUCUGCUGAGGCAGGAUGUGAAAGCAUCAUUAUCAGCAUUGUUUAAGCAUGUUGAGAGCAUAGAUGAGAGUACUGACGAAACUAUUCGGGAUAAGGUUUUAACCUUUAUCAGAGACAAGGUUUUUCCCCUGAAAGCUGAACUUCUAAAGCCACAAGAGCAAAUGGAGAGACAUAUAACUGAGUUAGUUAAAAAGAGUCUGCGAGACGUAACUGGUGCUGAAUUUAAGAUGUUCAUAGACUUUUUAAAGAGUUUGACCCUAUUUGGUGAUAAAGCUCCUCCAGAGCGUCUCCGGGAACUUAUUGAAAUUAUAGAAAGCCAAGCUGAUCUGGAUGCACAAUUUGAUGUCCUAGAUGUAGACCAUAUUAACAGGCUUAUAUCAUGCCAAUACAUUGCCAUUCCCUUUUUCAUGCGGGGUGCAACCAACAGCAAUUUUCUUAACUAUGUGCACAAACAUAUAAUUCCAGUUUUUGAUAAGCUUCCAGAGGACCGGAAGCUGGAUCUGCUGAAAAAUCUUGCUGAAAGUUCUCCGUAUACCACACCACAGGAUGCACGCCAGAUCCUUCCUUCCUUUGUUCAGCUUCUAAAGAAAUACAUGCCUCGGAAGAGGACUGGAGAAGAGAUGAACUUCACUUAUGUCGAGUGCUUAUUGUACACGUUUCACCAAUUGGCUUCAAAGGCUCCCAAUGCCAGCAACAGCUUAUGUGGUUACAAAAUUGUUACUGGCCAACCAUCUGAUAGGAUAGGGGAGGACUUCUCAGAGCAGUACAAGGACUUUACUGAGAGGUUGAAAUGUGUUGAGGAGCUAUCCAGGGCUACCAUGAAGAAGUUGACUCAGGGUAUGGAUGAACAAAACAAGAGGAUGGCAUCUGCAUCCGACGAAGUUAAAGAGAAGAUUAAAACUGAAAAGCAAAAUGCCACAACAGGACUGAAAACCUGCAACAACAUUCUGGCUAUGACACAGCCACUACAUAAAAAUUCACCUUCCUUUAUUGGGGACAAGAGGAUCAACUUAUCAUGGAAAGAACCAGUAAAAUCAGCCGUUCAUUCAGCUACUGCUAAUGCUGGGGGGAAACGACCUGCUAGCUCUUCCCAGAAUGGUUCCAACAGCCAUGCUGCCAAAAAAGGCCGUGGAGGCGGAGGAUAUCAGAACCAGCUCGUUAAUAGGGCGCUGGAAGGUAUUUCUUAUGGAGGGAGAAGCGGUGGUAGAGGGGGCAGAGGAAGAGGAUGGGGUGGACGUGGUAGAGGGAGGGGAUUUCGGUAAAAUCCCGAGUUCUAGAUUUGCUAGGUAGGCGGAAUGCUAUUUAAAGUGGCAGUGUGGUUGAAAGCUGGAAAUUUUUACACAAAGAACUCAACUGUGCCGUAGAAUGUUCAGAAGUACACUUGAUUGGCAAAUGACAAGUUUUGUGUUAUGGGGAAGUGGCUGAGCUGAUGUUUAGUUUGUACUUUGUAGGGAUGAGAUUUUCUUGAUUACAUUCUUAACUGGAUAUUUGUUUAUUUUGGGGUUUUUUUAAUAGGCUUUGAUAUUUCUUCAUCUGUCUAAUUUGUAUUAUCUAGUAGCUUUUUUUACGUGGUUAUCUGUAGUUUUAGGGAUUUUGCUUGUUUUGCUCAAUUUUCUCAGUUAUAGUAAUGGACUAAUGCUAUCUUGCAAGUA
Molecule: messenger RNA, 2253 nt
Organism: Beta vulgaris subsp. vulgaris (sugar beet)
Lineage: Eukaryota; Viridiplantae; Streptophyta; Magnoliopsida; Caryophyllales; Amaranthaceae
Product: apoptosis inhibitor 5-like protein API5
Exons: 17
Coding region: 166-1863 (565 amino acids)
Biological process (GO): regulation of programmed cell death
Cellular component (GO): nucleus
Molecular function (GO): mRNA binding
Source: RefSeq, a predicted model, not a curated record